AGAAAAGAAGGGGAAAUGUGCCUUAGUAAAAAAACUUGUGACGGAAAAUGCAUGGCGUAACAGUAGAAAGGAAGGACACUAUUCCGCUGUUCGUCCAUUACAAGCAUCUAAAAAAAAAAAAAAACCAGGAAUAUCAAGGAAAGAAAAGAUAUUUCGUCAUCAAAAGGGAAUAGAUGCAAAACGGCAAGUAUUUAUUAUUGGAGAUCAGGUCAUGUCAUUGAAAAAUAUAAUCUUGGUCCUUAGUAUGAAGAUGAAGCUGAUGGUAAAAGGAAGCAUCUAUCAAUCACCAAAG
Dentiscutata erythropus is the source of this 292-nucleotide messenger RNA. The record is from the annotation of a GenBank genome assembly. Lineage: Eukaryota; Fungi; Glomeromycota; Glomeromycetes; Diversisporales; Gigasporaceae.